Messenger RNA from Symbiodinium necroappetens, 3191 nucleotides. NCBI's taxonomy places the organism in Eukaryota, Dinophyceae, Suessiales, Symbiodiniaceae. The record is from the annotation of a GenBank genome assembly.
GGAUGCCAUGGUUACAAUUGGUGCUCUCCGACACCGUGCACAAUCUAGUGACCGGAGUCAAAGAUGGACCGUCGCGAGGAUACGGCAUCAAGCUGAACAUCGUUCAGAAAUCUGUGCCAGUUGUGGAGAUGGGCACCGACUCCAUCUUUCACCCGAAUGCGUCGUGGCUGUUGCAGGCUGCUUCCGGCAGUAGCAGCAAGGCCGAUGGACUCUACGAGUACUACCAGGAUGAGAUGAGCAUUUGCCGAUUGAAGCUUGCCUUAACGGUGAAUGCAGUGAAGCUGGACGUGAAGGCCCGCCCAGACAUCCUGGUCGUGCGGCCCCCGGCUUUGUGCAAAACUUCUGGCAGGGUAAUGAUGGCCUUGUCGAUCUUGCUUGCCUUGCGAGACAAGCAAGCGGCCCACAACCUGGAGCGCGACAUCAAGGACCUGGAUGAGAGCUUGUCAGAACCACUGGCGGAUGUUCUUCAGGGAGCUUACGAAAGAUGCGAGGACGAGGCAAUCUCCAGGAAUGCCCGUGGCGAGAGCGAAGGGCCAGGCAGAGGCGACGACCGGCCGGCCAGCAAGCGCAAGGCCUAUGAGGGAUACACCGAUGCAUCCUCUCCAAGUCGGAGGAGAGUACGAGCCGACCUUGACAAGGCGACUUCACGGUCGCAAUCCAGACAGAGGCACGUCGUGUCUGACGACGGCGGUGAGGGCGGCUGGGGAAACGGCAGAGGCAGCCAGGACUGGUCCGACUGGGGCUGGCAGGACUGGAGCAGCAUGGGCUGGGACUAUAACUACAGAGGUGGUGGCGGCCGUUACGACGACAGUUACGACUACGGCAAGCCGAAGAAGCCAGGUGGUGUCUACGAAGGCUGCGCCCUCACUGCACUCGCCGGUGUUGCUGUGCUCUGGAUCGUGACGCCAAGUCCACGUCACGGUGUCAAGAUGAACAUCGUCAACAGUAAUGUUCCAGUUGUUGAGCUGGCGACCCACUCGAUCUUCCAUGGCAACGCCUCGUGGCUUUUGCAGGCAGCCACCGGAAGCUGCGGCAGAGCCGAUGGGCUCUACGAGUAUUGCCAGGACAAAGAGGUCACCUCCAUUUGCGUCAGAGAUCUCCGAAUAGCUCGCGAUGAGAUUAGCAUUUGCCGCCUGAAAGAUCGACCAGACAUAAUGGCGGUGGGAACCAACGGCAAGCGCUCAGUCAUGUUUGCCUUGUGCAUCAUGCUCGCUUUGCUGGACACGAAAGCUGCCAAUGCCCUUGAGCGAGACAUCCGGGACACGGAUGCCAGCCUCUCCGAGAUCUUGGAAUGGCGGAGGCGGAGCUGGGUCAUGGAACAAUUCCUACAAGGCAAUUGGGGCGCUGCCUUUCUGCUGGAUGCUCGGUACAGGGCUGUGCAUUUACCCAAGAAUCAGUUGGUCUACUCCGAGAUCUGUUUCGGAGUGGCUGGGGGAAUUUAUCUCGGCUCCCAAGAGUUAGGCCACGCGGUGGUCGCGGGCGCAAGGAGGCAGGUGGUGCCAGAUGUCGACGAUCUAGACCAGCAUUCAUGGCCCCCGACCCGUCGCGCGGACGGGACUAACGAGCUGAGCCUUCAAUGGAGUGCAAGGUUGUGUUCAUUUCUGAGCAUGGACGCGGGUGGAGAACGGCCACCGCACGGAGGUCGGUUGCUCCUGUCAGAGCAGGUGUAUCAUGCAUGCCUGGCUCAUGCGCUGAUGAGUGAAAAUGAAGAGAUCAUGGGAUUGCUUCUUGGCGACGCGGAAGGCUCUGAGGUUCGGAUAUGGUGUUCAAUGACCUUGCGCCGAAGUGACAAGCAACCAGAUCGAGUCGAAAUCGCACCAGAGCAGCUGGUUCAGGCAGUCCAUGUGGCGGAUGAGUUGAACAAGGUGCUGCAGUGCCGUACCAGGGUGGUGGGCUGGUACCACUCGCAUCCGCACAUCACCUGCUUUCCAAGCCAUGUAGAUCUUCGAACUCAGCUGGAGUACCAGAUUAUGGAUGCAGACUUUGUUGGAUUGAUCUUUGGAGUUUUCAACUACGGAGACUCUGGUGGCAUCCAUCAUGAGCUCAUCGCUUUCCGCACACACGAGGAGGGAGGACAGCAUCAACAGAGAAACUUGGCUGUCGAAGUGGUCCCUCUUUGCCAGCUGCUCUCGCAGGAAGAUGAGGCUGCCGCGGUACAGCUUCAGGAGUUCGGAGGCUUCUUCGGCCAGAGAACCAUUUGCACCGUUGCCGAGCACACUUUGGCGGAAGUCUUGGAGAUGCACGACGGAGGCCCAAUGCUCGCACGAUGCCCUCCCUUUAGCGACAGUUUUUGCUGCUUGGGCUUCCUCUUCAGGCGAGAGGCCUCUCGCUCUCGCAGUGCGGCAGUCUCCACGGCCGGAGAAGAGCCCACAAGAAGAGUCUUGCAAAGAGAUGCCUUGGAGUGGAUGCAGGAGCUUGGGACCUCAGGCUUUCCCGAGAAUUCCUGUGUGUUUACCUCCUUGCCCGACUGGUCGGAGAUCAAGAAAGGUCAGAACCUUCCACUCAACAUGUACGUUGCCUGGUUUCGGCGAGCACUCAGGCUGCUCUUUCGAGCUUGCAAGAAAGAGACCAUCGUUGUGUUUUAUCAGACAGACAUCUGUAGUAGUGGGCAGUGGCUAGACAAGGCUGCGAUGAUCUGCCAGGAAGCUGACAUGGCAGGGGCCGCUUUGCUCUGGCACAAGAUCAGCUUCGAUCCAGAGGCCGUGGACAUGCCGCGCCGGGGCAACAACGCAGACUACUCCCACCUUCUCUGUUUCCUGAUAUCCAGCGGUGCCCCGGACCCGCGUUGGGAAGCGACCGCCCGCGAUGAAGGACGAGCCGUGCUGAGCGGGAAGUGCAGCAUUCCUGAUCUCGUGCCCAGAGGCCGAAAGGUUUAUGCACAGGGUAUGGGUGCCAAUGUCGUGACCACCGUGCUCUCUUGGAUCCGCAAGGUGAAGCCCACGACUGAAACUAUCGUCGACCCCUUCUGUGGUCGUGGUACGGUUCUUGCUGUUGCGAAUCAACUCGGCUUGUCGGCCCUGGGAGUUGAUGUGGACCAAGCCUGCAUGAAGGCAGCGCAGCGUCUCGACAUGCAGAGGUUUCUGUCUUCAGAGACGCUUCAGCCGGUGAGCUUCUAUCUGGCAAGGGCAGCAGCUGGCAGGGCCCGGAAGGAGCAAAGUCUGCGUGGAGAGCCCGAGCGCGGCCUGGGCUAA